AAUUAUAUUGUUUCCUCUUUCUUUUUCAUUGCCUUUUUUAAAGGGCAAGUAUUACAUACUUGACUUUGAUUCUCGAUAAAUAAAAAUAAACGGAGGGAAUAUUAUAAAUAAAAGUUAAGAACAUCUCCCAAUCAAUAUAAGAAAAAUACCAUACGUUUAUUAGAAUAACAAUAACAAAAUCCCACUCAAAAUAAUUUUUUCUUAAAAAAAAAGACUAGAAUUUUUUUAUUUUUUUUAAUUAUGGCAACGGCGGCGAUUGAUUUAUUGAAGAGUGAAAUUCCGGUGGAGGAAGAUGAACCGUUGAUUCUCUCCGGCGACAUUAACACCGGUUUAGUACUCGUUGAUAUCGUUAAUGGCUUUUGCACCGUCGGAGCUGGCAAUUUGGCUCCAGUAGCACCUGAUAAACAAAUUUCAGCAAUGGUUGAUGAGUCGGUUAAACUUGCAAAAAUGUUCUGUGAGAAGAAAUGGCCUAUUUAUGCUCUUUGUGAUUCUCAUCAUCCGGAUGUGCCUGAACCACCUUAUCCUCCUCAUUGCAUUACCGGAACAGAUGAAUCUAAGUUGGUUCCUGCUCUGCAGUGGUUGGAAAAUGAACCAAAUGUAACACUCCGAUGCAAGGAUUGUAUUGAUGGGUUCCUUGGUUCGCUCGAGAAAGAUGGAUCUAAUGUCUUUGUAAAUUGGGUGAAAGCUAAUGCAAUUAAAGCUAUAUUGGUUGUCGGGAUAUGCACAGACAUAUGCGUGCUUGAUUUUGUGUGUUCUACGUUAUCUGCAAGGAACCGUGGAUUUCUCACUCCCUUGGAAGAUGUGAUCGUAUAUUCCCAAGGCUGUGCUACUUUUGAUCUUCCAGUCCAGAUAGCCAGAAAUAUAAAAGGAGCUUUGCCUCAUCCACAGGAAUUGAUGCAUCACAUAGGCCUUUACAUAGCCAAAGGAAGAGGAGCAAAAGUAGUUUCGCAUAUCUCAUUUGACACAACGACUAAGGAGACCUAAUUGUUGAACUCAGAAUGGAACUGCUAGAGCUAUUGCAGACCUCACAAAGAGCUUCUUAGCUUGCUUAGUCUAUGUUAAGGUAUAUAAAGAUAAAUUUGUCCAUAGGCAACUUUCUUGUCCAGUUGGAUGUGCAGCUAACUUUGUUUGUUCCAAAGCUACUUAUACUUGUUCCGUAUUGUAUUAAUUAUCACACGGUCAAUGCCAAAUAAAUUUGUCAAUAGGCAACUUUUAUUGUUCA
This is a messenger RNA of Capsicum annuum, 1222 nucleotides long. RefSeq names its product nicotinamidase 1. The transcript has 5 exons. Gene Ontology annotation, biological process: pyridine nucleotide salvage. The record is from RefSeq and is a predicted model, not a curated record. NCBI's taxonomy places the organism in Eukaryota, Viridiplantae, Streptophyta, Magnoliopsida, Solanales, Solanaceae. The coding region runs from base 241 to 984 and encodes 247 amino acids. Gene Ontology annotation, molecular function: nicotinamidase activity.